Ceratosolen solmsi marchali is the source of this 1053-nucleotide messenger RNA. It is a transcript of the gene Pbp45, whose product is annotated as proximal sequence element A Pbp45. Gene Ontology annotation, cellular component: snRNA-activating protein complex. The transcript has 5 exons. Gene Ontology annotation, molecular function: sequence-specific DNA binding. The record is from RefSeq and is a predicted model, not a curated record. The coding region runs from base 47 to 922 and encodes 291 amino acids. Gene Ontology annotation, biological process: snRNA transcription by RNA polymerase II; snRNA transcription by RNA polymerase III. NCBI's taxonomy places the organism in Eukaryota, Metazoa, Arthropoda, Insecta, Hymenoptera, Agaonidae.
UAUAUCAUAUUUAUCUUGUGGAUUUCAUGAAGAUUGUAUUAAAUUAAUGUCAACCUUCAAAAGUUAUUCAAGUAUUAAGUUUGAUUUGUUUUGUAAGAUUUGGAAAGAAAUGAAAUUUUCAUUAAUUUUUUUAUAUAGAAAAAAUUAUGCAGAAAUGUUAGAAUUUUGCGAAGAAUCACUUAAUAUUGCAAAACAAUUUUUAUUAUUACCAACUGAUAUUUUAGAUCAAGUUAGUGGACUUUAUCUGUUAUAUGGACUAUAUUAUAAAAUACCAAUUGAAAAUGUAAAAAUUCAAGUUACAUCUAAAGAAUGGCAAAGAUUUUUAGAUUUAUAUCAGCAGAGUAAGGAUGAAAAAUUAUAUGAUGCAUCAUAUAUUUUUGUUAAAUUGGUAAUGGAUAAUGCUUUUCAUUAUAAUUUAUUUGAAAGUGAAUAUGGAUUAGAAAAAAAUUUUAAAUUUCGCCAAGAACUUCCAUUCGACAAUCCAUAUUCUAUUCUACCAAAAAUUAUUGAUGAAAUUGAACAAGGGGAAUUUCUUAGGAUUCAAAAUAUAAGUAAAGUUUAUGAUGAACAAAAAAUAAAGAUAUUGAAUAAUACACCAUCUAUAAAUAAAUUACAACUUUUUGAUAAAAAUUUUAUGGGAGAAAUCUUAAAUAAAAUUGAUACAUUAAAAGAAAAAAAGCAAACAUUAACAGGACUACGGAAAAACAUUAAAGUAGCAUUGUAUAAUAGGACAGAAAAAAAUAAAUAUAAUUUUGAUGAUAAAAUUAGACCAAAAUUAGGGCAUGGUUUUGAUACAGAUUCUUCUUCUGAUGAUAUGGAUAUAGAAUUUGCCUAUGUUAAAUCAAAUGAUUCAAAUCUUCCUAAAAAUUUUGGUGAAAAUGAAGAUGAUAAUAUUCAUAAAAAAAAAACAAGAAAAUUAUAGUGAAUCUAAAUAUUUUAAAAAAGGUUCUAAUGAUGACAUGUCCCAAUAAUAUAUUAGAAUCUCAACAAACUUGUUGUUUCCAUGAACAUCAUGAGCCAAGAUUUCUACACGAGAUCCAUGUUGAUACAUUC